Talpa occidentalis (Iberian mole) is the source of this 271-nucleotide messenger RNA. Its product is annotated as ATP synthase membrane subunit K, mitochondrial-like. The record is from RefSeq and is a predicted model, not a curated record. The transcript has a single exon. Lineage: Eukaryota; Metazoa; Chordata; Mammalia; Eulipotyphla; Talpidae. Bases 1 to 177 code for a protein of 58 amino acids.
AUGGCAGGUGCAGAAAGCGAUGCCCAAUUCCAGUACACUGGCAUUAAAAAAUACUUCAACUCUAACACUCUCACAGGUAGAAUGAACUGUGUGCUGGCCACAUAUGGAGGAAUUGCUUUGCUGGUCUUCUACUUCAAGUUAAGGUCUAAAAAAACCCCAGCUGUGAAAGCAACAUAAAGGGAUUCUAAACGCAUCCCAUCUGCUCAGUUCCCAUGCCUGGAGAAGCUAGUGUCAACUCAUUAUGUGAUAAUUUGUACAAUAAAUUAUGAAC